This is a messenger RNA of Cynara cardunculus var. scolymus (artichoke), 1393 nucleotides long. RefSeq lists its product as uncharacterized. The transcript has 4 exons. Bases 274 to 1299 code for a protein of 341 amino acids. Lineage: Eukaryota; Viridiplantae; Streptophyta; Magnoliopsida; Asterales; Asteraceae. The record is from RefSeq and is a predicted model, not a curated record.
AAUGAGGAUGCAAUGUUCCAUCUGUUGCUGUCAUGAUACCUAAAUUCUGGGCAUGUUCUGUUAGGUCCUUAUCAAAAAAGUAAACAUUCUACUUUUUUGUCUACAUAUGUACUAUCUUCUUGUUAUUCAGAGUUAUCUUCUCCAUAUAAGCACCAAAGGGAGCAUGGUUAUGAUUUAUCGCCAUCAAGGUUCAAGACAGAAGGAAGACUGUUCAGUUUCGGAUUGGACGGGGAUGAAGACAUCACACGGUAUGCCAAAUUCUUUGGAGCUCAUAUGCAAUUUGCCGGUAAAUGUUUAACAAACAUCGAUAAUGGCAGUUAUCCGACUAUAGAUGGUUACUGUGAGUUUAGUGAAAUGGCCCAUUGUUCAGCUUGGCCUUCCUUUGCAACAGAAGAUGCAAGAGACUGUUUGAGCCUGUCGAGCGAAGAUUCAUGCUUGUCCCAUACAGUAUGGCAUGAAGGAACCAAGAACCUAUCAUUUAACUCUACCGAAAAACGGAAAAUAAGAGGACAUGAAGCUGAUUCCAGAAUCCCAUUAGAUAAGUUUAGUACGAAAAAGAAAACAAAUACUCAGGAAUUUUGCAUGAAAAGGCUCAAUACCUGGCAACAAGAGAGUGUCAUUUGCUCAAGAACGAGGAACAGGAUGUCAGGUCUUUCAACUCCAGGAGAUGACUGGUUAUUUGGAGACCAAUGCAAUAUUGAGAAUGUUAAACUAGGUUAUGCCAACAUGAAUGCAUCUGAAACCCAAAAGGCCUCCCCCUUUGGUUGCAAACAUUGGACUGAAGAUCCAUUUGAGUCAGGUUUCAACCCAGAACUAUAUGUUGAUGACAAACCAUCAGCUUUGAGGUCCGAACAUGAUGCUGUCAGUGACAAUUUUUUCUCAGUCAAAGUUGCAUCCCAACAAGUUAAUCCUGGUCCCUCCUCCCCUAUUCACCCAAACAUUAAUGUAGAAUGUGGACAUCAGGAGUCAUUUGAUGAUCUUUUGAAGGAAGAGAAAGAUUCCCCUAAGAUACAAUUGAGUGUUAGCACGAGAGAAAAUAAAUCAAUAAUUCUACCAUCUAUCAGCAGCAUGCUUCAUCAGCAUGAGGAAAAUUGUCAUCAAAGCAAUUACUCAUCCUCAACAAAUGGCGGACCAACAGAUUUCUUAGACUCUGAAGAUAAUCACAGUCACUUUGAGGAAUCAAAAGUUAAAACUCCAGAAAUAGCCCCAGGUCCAGAUGCCGUACUCUCUCCUGUAUGUUCCGAAGGGGGAUCAUCAUCUGUGGAGAUGCCCGGAAGCUGGAAGGUUGUGAUGCCUUAAAAGAAAACAGAGGCCUCGGCACAUAGAAAAGGUGAUCUAAAAUGAGAAGGAGCAAACAGCAAUGUCGAUAGAUCUUGGAAAGUGAUGAACUGAU